Psilocybe cubensis is the source of this 573-nucleotide messenger RNA. RefSeq lists its product as uncharacterized. The record is from RefSeq and is a predicted model, not a curated record. The transcript has 3 exons. Gene Ontology annotation, cellular component: cytoplasm. Gene Ontology annotation, molecular function: 3-hydroxyanthranilate 3,4-dioxygenase activity; iron ion binding. The coding region runs from base 1 to 573 and encodes 190 amino acids. Gene Ontology annotation, biological process: 'de novo' NAD+ biosynthetic process from L-tryptophan; quinolinate metabolic process. NCBI's taxonomy places the organism in Eukaryota, Fungi, Basidiomycota, Agaricomycetes, Agaricales, Agrocybaceae.
AUGCCCCUUGCUCCCCCUCUCAACUUUUCCAAAUGGCUGAAUGACAAUCAACAUCUGUUACAACCACCAGUGAACAAUUUUUGCCUCUAUAAAGGAGAUGAUUUCAUCGUUAUGGCUGUCGGAGGCCCGAACGAAAGGCGUGAUUAUCAUGUCAACGAAACAGAAGAAUGGUUUUACCAACACAAAGGAGGUAUGCUCCUGCGCACCGUGGAUGAUGGAAAGUUCAGAGAUAUUCGUAUCGAAGAGGGCGAGAUGUUUUUGUUGCCUGGUUUGCGUUGUUUACCUCAGUACUUUCAUCCGCUUACGGACUUGAUAGCAAACACACCGCACAACCCUGUGCGCUUUGCUAAUACCAUUGGCUUGGUGACCGAGCGAGUCAGGCCGAAGGACUCACUAGAUCGCCUGCGAUGGUAUUGCUCAAACCCGGUUCACAUCGAACCAACGAUUAUCAGGGAGGAAGCUUUUCAUGUCACCGAUCUCGGGACUCAGCUCAAGCCAGUAAUCGAGAAGUGGAUGACUGACGAAGGUAGCAGGAAAUGCCCCCACUGCGGUAUAAUUGCGGAUGCAAAGUAG